AUGGCAAGUUUAGAAGCUGGAUUUUCUCAUGAUAUAUUUGUUGAAUGGGCUGUUGAUACGAAGAACCUUGUACAUUUUACUGAGAGAGGCCAGUUUGCUACACUGGCACAAAUGCUUCAAUCAGAUCCUCCUCCUAGAGAUGUUAAAGUUACCAUAUCAAAGAGAAUUCCCUUGGUUGGAGAGGUGUUAGCUGCUUAUGAAGAAGAACAAAAUCGAAAAAGAGAGAAAGCUCUUAAAGCUACUAUGGUGAAAGAGGAGGAAUCCAGAGCAUCUCUUGGUGUAAGAUGGAAGAUACUAGCAUAG
Molecule: messenger RNA, 303 nt
Organism: Fraxinus pennsylvanica
Lineage: Eukaryota; Viridiplantae; Streptophyta; Magnoliopsida; Lamiales; Oleaceae
Source: the annotation of a GenBank genome assembly